AUGAGGACGGUGGCGCUCGGCAUUGUGGCCAUGGCCUGCCUCGUGGCGGUGGCGCGGGGCGGCAACUUCUUCCAGGACUCCGAGAUGACCUGGGGGGACGGCCGCGGCAAGGUCGUCGACGGCGGCCGCGGGCUCGACCUCACGCUCGACAAGACCUCCGGCUCCGGCUUCCAGUCCAAGACCGAGUACCUCUUCGGCAAGAUCGACAUGCAGAUCAAGCUCGUCCCCGGCAACUCCGCCGGCACCGUCACCACCUUCUACCUGUCGUCGCAGGGGGCGGCCCACGACGAGAUCGACUUCGAGUUCCUGGGCAACGUGACCGGCGAGCCCUACACGCUGCACACCAACGUGUUCGCCAAGGGGCAGGGGCAGCGGGAGCAGCAGUUCCGCCUCUGGUUCGACCCAACCAAGGCCUUCCACACCUACUCCAUCAUCUGGAACCCGCAGCACGUCAUAUUCGCGGUGGACGGCACGGCGAUCAGGGACUUCAAGAACCACGAGGCGCGCGGCGUGUCGUUCCCCAAGAGCCAGCCGAUGCGGCUGUACGCGAGCCUCUGGAACGCCGACGACUGGGCCACGCAGGGCGGCCGGGUCAAGACCGACUGGAGCAAGGCGCCGUUCGUCGCCUCCUUCCGCAACUUCAACGCCGACGCGUGCGUCAUGUCGGGCGGCGCGCAGCGCUGCCCCGCGGGCACCAUGGAGGCCUCCGCGGCCGGCGCAAACGGCGGCAGCGGCAGCUGGUGGAACCAGGAGCUCAGCGGCAUGGGGUACCGCCGCAUGCGGUGGGUGCAGAGGAAGUUCAUGAUCUACAACUACUGCACCGACCCCAAGCGGGUGGCGCAGGGCCUGCCCGCCGAGUGCAAGCUCCGCUGA
Triticum turgidum subsp. durum (durum wheat) is the source of this 873-nucleotide messenger RNA. The record is from the annotation of a GenBank genome assembly. Lineage: Eukaryota; Viridiplantae; Streptophyta; Magnoliopsida; Poales; Poaceae.